This is a messenger RNA of Trichechus manatus latirostris (Florida manatee), 981 nucleotides long. RefSeq names its product adenine phosphoribosyltransferase (gene APRT). NCBI's taxonomy places the organism in Eukaryota, Metazoa, Chordata, Mammalia, Sirenia, Trichechidae. The transcript has 5 exons. Gene Ontology annotation, biological process: AMP salvage; adenine salvage. The record is from RefSeq and is a predicted model, not a curated record. Bases 51 to 593 code for a protein of 180 amino acids. Gene Ontology annotation, molecular function: adenine phosphoribosyltransferase activity; AMP binding; adenine binding. Gene Ontology annotation, cellular component: cytoplasm.
GCGGGGUGCGGCCAGGUUGACUCCGACGCGCACCCAGUCCUGCAUCGGCGAUGGCCGAGUCCGAGCUACAGCUGGUGGCACGGCGGAUCCGCAGCUUCCCGGACUUCCCCAUCCCGGGCGUGCUUUUCAGGGAUAUGUCGCCCCUCUUAAAGGACCCCGAUUCUUUCCGAGCCUCCAUCAGCCUCCUGGCCAGUCACCUGAAGAAAACCCAUGACGGCAAGAUCGACUACAUCGCAGGUCUCGACUCCCGCGGCUUCCUGUUCGGCCCCUCCCUGGCCCAGGAGCUCGGUGUAGGCUGUGUGCUCAUCCGGAAACGCGGGAAGCUGCCGGGUCCCACCCUGUCCGCCUCAUACACACUGGAGUAUGGGAAGGCUGAGCUGGAGAUCCAGAGGGAUGCCCUGGAGCCAGGCCAGAGGGUGGUCGUGGUGGAUGAUCUGCUGGCCACCGGUGGAACCAUGCGGGCAGCCUGCGAGCUGCUAGGCCAGCUGCAGGCCAAGGUGCUGGAGUGCGUGAGCCUGAUGGAGCUGACCUCACUGAAGGGGCGAGAGAGGCUGGGCACCGUGCCCUUCUUCUCUCUCCUGCAGUACGAAUGACCCGGCUGGGAGGCUCCAGCACAUUUCCCGCUGAACAGGAAGUGUGGUCGGGGCAGCUGCAGUGACCUCUCUUGGCCACCAGGGGCACUGGAUGCCCACCUGGGACUUUUUUUUUCCUAAUGAUUUCUGCGGUUCAGUGAGUUUCCUGGUGGGUGCAGGCCCUUCCUGUGGGUUCUGGUGUGUCAAGGCCUUGAGCUUGUCCCCUGUGCCAGAGCCCAGACCAGGCCACAGCUGGUUUAUUUAUACACACAGCAAAACAAGAAUAAACAACUUUGUUAAAAGUACCAGCUGCUGUCAUCUGUACCUAGGACCUGGGGAUGGGGAGAUGCACCACCCAGAACCUGAAAGCUCAGUGCCAGGCUCCAGCCCCAGAAACACUGCCGACCCA